Oryzias melastigma (Indian medaka) is the source of this 5937-nucleotide messenger RNA. RefSeq names its product WD repeat-containing protein 7. The record is from RefSeq and is a predicted model, not a curated record. Gene Ontology annotation, cellular component: cytoplasm. Lineage: Eukaryota; Metazoa; Chordata; Actinopteri; Beloniformes; Adrianichthyidae. Gene Ontology annotation, molecular function: protein binding.
UUUAUCGGUAAAAAUUCGUGAAUUAUAAUAAAAACAGUCAACCGCAAUUUAAAAGCACCAUGUACACGUGCAUAUUUUCGUGUUUGGGUUCAUUUUCCCGGGACCGGAAGUAGCUGUCACCCGUCCACCGAUCAGCUGACUGGACAGAUCGAUCCGUCUGAGGAUCUAGCAGCGGGAAGGCUCCGGGGGAAGGCGUGUUCCUGCCGUGAUCGUGAGGACUCUGAGCCUGAAGGAGACGACCCCGCUGGACUGCGGUCUCCGGGAGAUGUGUCUGUGGGAUGUCAACGAUGGACGCUGCAUUGAGUUCACCAAGCUGGCCUGUGCCCACACUGGGAUUCAGUUUUAUCAGUUCACCAUUGGCACCGAGAAGGAGGGGCGUCUCCUUUGCAAUGGCCAUUACCCAGAAAUCCUUGUUGUGGACGCCACGAGCCUGGAGGUCCUUUACUCGCUAGUGUCCAAGAUCUGCCCUGACUGGAUUAGCUCCAUGAGCAUCAUCAGAUCUCAUCGUACACAAGAGGACACUGUGGUGGCUGUGUCGGUGACCGGAAUCUUGAAGGUGUGGAUCAUAACGGCUGAGGUCAGCAAGAUGCAGGACUUGGACCCUGUCUUUGAGGAGGAAUCCAAACCCAUCUACUGUCAGGGCUGUCAGAGCAUUUCCUUCUGCAGCUUCACUCAGAGCAGUCUGCUGGUCGUCUGCUCCAAAUACUGGAGGGUGUUUGAUGCAGGAGACUACUCGCUGCUCUGCUCAGUGGCCAGUGAAAGCGACCAGUCCUGGACCGGUGGAGAGUUUGUUGCAGCUGACAAAGUCAUCAUCUGGACCGAGGACGGCUGCAGCUACAUCUACAAGCUGCCCGCCAGCUGUCUGUCUGCCAGUGAACAUUUCCGCAGUGACAUUGGGAAAACCAAAGAAGGUUCAAUUCCUCCACUCAUCUACAAGAUCGCUGAGCGUGCAGACAAGCAGACGGAAGAAGAGGGAGGUGAGGAGGAGGUGGCGGUGGAGGUGAUAUGCCUCCCUGCCAGCGGGUACGACUUGGAGCUCUACACCCCAGAGCAGCUAUACCAACACCGGCCUCUAGAGGCUCCCCUCCUCAUCUGUCCCCCUGUCACGCGCUUCUUCUUUGGCCGCCGGGAGCCCUUCCACAAGCUCCUGAUCCAGGGGGAUUCAGCAGGCCGGCUGUCCCUGUGGAGCGUUCCCGACUCCACGCCCCGUCAGACAGCUGCCACCUGUGCAGAGCUGCAGGUGUCAUCCACCAUCAGCCUGCAGGAGGCGUUCGAUAAGCUGAAGCCCGUCUCUGCAGGCAUCAUCGACCAGCUCAGCGUCCUGCCGGGCAAAGAAGAACCCAUCAAGGUGACGGCCAGCGUGUACAUCCCCUCCCAGGGCCGGCUGGUGUGCGGCAGAGAAGACGGCAGCAUCAUCUUGGUUCCUGCCACUCAGACGGCCAUCGUGCAGCUGCUGCAGGGCGAGCACAUGCUGCGCAGAGGCUGGCCCCCCCACCGCACACUGCGAGGUCAUCGGAACAAGGUGACCUGCGUCCUCUACCCCUACCAGGUGUCGGCACGCUAUGACCAGCGCUCCCUGGUGUCUGGAGGGGUGGACUUCUCCGUCAUUGUGUGGGACAUUUUCACCGGAGAGAUGAAGCACAUCUUCUGUGUUCAUGGGGGGGAGAUCACGCAGCUCAUCGUGCCCCCCGAAAACUGCAGCACUCGGGUGCAGCACUGCGUCUGUUCAGUGGCCAGUGACCACUCGGUUGGGCUGCUCAGCCUCCGGGAGAGGAAGUGCAUCAUGCUGGCCUCGAGACACCUCUUUCCCAUCCAAGUCAUCAAGUGGCGUCCGGCUGACGACUACCUGGUGGUGGGAUGCUCUGAUGGUUCUGUCUAUGUCUGGCAGAUGGAUACAGGAGCGCUGGAUCGCUGCGUGAUGGGGAUAACCGCCGUGGAGAUCCUGAACGCCUGUGACGAGCUGGCUCCAGCCACCGUGGACGCUCUGAGCCACUCGGCAGUAAACUUGAAGCAAGCCAUGACGCGCCGCAGCCUGGCAGCCUUGAAGAACAUGGCCCAGCACAAGCUGCAGACGCUGGCCACCAACCUGCUGGCUGCUGACAAUGCAGAUAAGGAGUCCUUGCUGCGUCAGUUGUCCCUGGCAACUGGUAGGAAGCUGACUCUGUCAGACAUUGUGGGUAAGGGGGCGUACGGCUUGUCGAGGGCAGUGACCACGCAGCACCUCCUGUCUGUCAUCUCGCUGGCCAACACCCUGAUGGGGAUGACCAACGCCACAUUUGUUGGAGAGCAUAUGAAGAAAGCACCAGCAAGGCCUCCCAGACCAGGAGGAACCCCGGAGAGUCCUCGGAGGACGCCGGCCGCCCCCCCCCAGCCCUCCAACCCGGCGCUACAGGCCCAGAUCAAACAAGCUGCCAGCACCAGCACUGCUGCCACUGCUGGGGCUCUGGGGGCUCCUGGGGGCCUUUCUCAGGGGGCCCCUGGCUCCCCAAGCCCCCACCCAGCUUCUCAUAACAUCCCCUCAGUCAAUGAAGGAUGGAGCCAACUGGCUGCCAUGCACUGUGUGAUGCUUCCUGAUCUGCUUGGCCUGGACAAGUUCAGACCUCCUCUGCUUGAGAUGCUGGCGCGGCGGUGGCAGGACCGCUGUCUGGAGGUACGAGAAGCUGCACAAGCUCUUCUAUUGGCUGAGCUGAGGAGGGUUGGCCAGUCGGGACGCAAAGACACUAUUGACUUGUGGGCUCCUUACCUGCCUCAGUAUGUGGAUGCCGUCAGCUCUCCUGGGACCACUACAGAGCCCUCCCCUGCAGCUCCGCCCCCUGCUGAGGCUCAGCCAAUAGAAACCAAGGCUCCUGAAGAGGAAAUAGAUGUGACGGAUGAUGACAUCACUGCAGGCUGUCUGUCCAACCUCCCUCCAAACGCCAAGAAGAUCUCCAACUCGUACGAGGAGCGUCGCAAACAGGCCACUGCCAUCGUGCUCCUGGGGGUGAUCGGGGCGGAGUUCGGUGCCGAGAUCGAACCCCCGAAAGGUUCAGGAAGAGCUCGGCCCGGCGGACAGGCGCCUGAAGGCUUCGGGCCCACAAGCGGGGCGUCGUCAAACUACUCGCUGGCUAGACACACAUGUAAGGCGCUGACCUUCCUGCUGCUCCAGCCCCCCAGCCCCAAGCUACCUGCCCACAGCACCAUCCGCCGCACUGCCAUCGAUCUGAUUGGUCGAGGUUUCACCGUCUGGGAGCCGUACAUGGACGUGUCAGCGGUGCUCAUGGGACUGCUGGAGCUGUGCGCCGAUGCUGAGAAGCAGCUGGGGAACGUCUCUAUGGGCUUGCCCCUCAACCCCCCUGCAGAUUCAGCUCGCUCCGCCCGCCACGCCCUUUCCCUCAUAGCUACGGCCCGCCCCCCGGCCUUCAUCACCACCAUUGCAAGAGAGGUUCAUCGACACAACGCAGCUCAGGCAAACUCCCAGUCACAGCAAAAUGUUCACACCACCACUCUGGCCAGGGCCAAGGCAGAGAUACUGCGAGUGAUUGACAUCCUGAUCGAGAAGAUGCCUGGAGACGUGGUUGAUCUGCUGGUUGAAGUGAUGGACAUCAUCAUGUACUGCAUCGAGGGUUCUCUGGUGAAGAAGAAAGGACUGCAGGAGUGUUUCCCUGCUAUCUGCAAGUUCUACAUGGUGGGUUAUUGUGACCGCAGCCACCGCAUCGCCGUCGGAGCUCGCCAGGGUUCGGUGGCUCUCUACGACGUCCGCACUGGAAAGUGUCAGAACAUUCAUGGUCACAAAGGUCCGAUUACAGCCGUGUCAUUCGCCCCCGAUGGCCGUUACCUGGCGACCUACUCCAACGCUGACAGCCACAUCUCUUUCUGGCAGAUGAACACCAGUCUGCUGGGCCAAAUCGGCAUGCUGAACUCGGCUCCUCAGCUGCGUUGCAUCAAGACGUACCAGGUUCCUCCGGUGCAGCCCGCCUCCCCGGGAUCCCAGAACCACCUGAAGCUUGCCCGCCUCAUCUGGACCUCCAACCGCAACGUCAUCCUGAUGGCGCACGAUGGAAAGGAGCAUCGCUUCAUGGUGUAAAUGCUGGUGCCGUGUGACACUGGGACCGGUUCUGUUCUGGGUUUUGAGUGAAGUUAGUGCACUGAGGUCUAGAGAGUCUAACAGAGUUGGUGGAAUCGCAGCUCAGCUAGAGUGGAACACAUCCAGUCCAGGUUCUAGUUUGUGUCGCUUAAACUUUAUGUCCUGCUGUAACUUUGUGAAGAAACGUGCUCUGUACAUAUUUAUAGGCCGUGUUUACAUUAGGAUUCGUGUUUCUGCAUAUUUGAACAGAGGCGCCUCAUCAUUCCUAUUUAUUAGUUGAUUUUGGUUGGAGUCCCUGUUCUUCAGAGGUCAAUCUUUUGCUUUCUGAUGCAGUCAGUCUGACCUGAUGCGGGUCAGAAAAGGAGGGCGAACUAUGACACGCUCUCUGGAUUUGUGCUGUGAUUUUUGAUUCAAACCUGGGUUUUUAAGCUGAGCUUGCUGUGGGAGACGAGUGAAGCAGAACGCGCUCAUGUUCCACCACAGGAGUGGAGGGGCUGUCAGAGGCGGCGGCGGCGGGCCCCGACCCGUUCAUGCUUGCAACAUGCUUUCCUCAUUUCAUCGUGUUUGUGCCAGCACUCUGCUUUCUCUUUGUAGCACCUUCAAGGCUUCUCCAUUUUUGCUUCAUUCUGACCCGUGUGUUUGUGUGUGUGUUGUGUGUUGUGACUGUCAAACACACAUUGUCACUUAAGGCUGUUUCCUCUAGAAGCAUGAUCCCCGAAAAAGGCAGAAACAGCUGCACUCUUUAUUAUUAUUUUAUUCGUCAGCAUUAAAUCCAGGUGGAUUUUGGAUCAAGUUCAUCAGAUUUGUGUCCACAUCUGCAGAGACGUUCGUCUGAUGAGCUUGAUGGAGCUUCUGCGACGUUUUGUCUGUCAUGCUCUCUUAGAGUAACAGUCGGUGUAUCACCGCGCUGCCGCCGCCUCGGCUCUCCUUUGGUGUGUUUUGGCGCCUGCCUGGAUUCUACUUCAACUUUUUUUUUUUUUAUGAGUCAGUUUUCUUCAGUUUUUAAAAAAGUUUAAAUUAUUGAGGAUUGGGCCAAAAUAAUCAAGUGCAAGAUAGAGAAGCUACUGUAGAAUCAAGACAGAAUUGCAAUAUGAACAUCUGCUGCUAUGAUUGAUGAUAUGAUGAUUUCACUCUUAUUGUCCCCAGAUUUUUAUGCAGAGAAAAGAAUAUAGACAUAUAUAUAACACAUCUAGAAAUCUUCUAUUCACGGGAAGACUGUAUGUUAGACGGAGCGUCUCUCUUGGCGAGCGGCUGAUGUGUUUGAGACCUCCUUUUCUUCCAUCCCUCCAUCGCCUGUCAGUUUCAUUAGUGCUGUCAGAAAGCUUCUAACACCGUUACACACCUGUAAACCCGAGCGUGUCAAAGCUUUUCACAAGUCCUUCCUCCCCUCAGAGUGAGGGGGAAUCCAGCGUCUGGUCAGGGGGAUAUUUUCAAAAACACUCAAACAUGCCAAGUCCAGCUCAUCCUGACAGCUCUGAGAUCUUAAUCUUUCCUUUCCUCCGGCACUCUUAACAGUUUGAGAAAAUAUGUUUUUGGCAGCCUCUCUGGGGAGGAUGGGUGAGAAAAGUGGAGGAGGCAGGGAGGAAGAGCUGAACAGUAAGUAACAAGUGAGGAGAUCAGCUCAGUCAGCCAGAAAAAGAGGGUUUGUGGUGAAGCAGGAGAAGCUCUUUUGUUUUCUCCUUCCUGACGUGCUCCCAUCGCUCUCCUAUUUCUGCUCAUUCAGUUCUGAUUGUUAACAGGAAGUGACGUGUUUAAAGUGACUGAUGUCCUGCAUGAAUAUGAGCUUCCCUUCAUCCUGCUGUGCAUCACGUGAACAUGUGUUGUUAAAUGUAUUGCUGUUGUCCAAUAAAAGCAUUCCUGGGUUUUGUGUCAAA